AUACUCUUGACUUUAAAGGCAAAUAGGAGCGACAAUUCUCAACAAUUUGAACCAGUAAUACUUUCUGUUCAACCUUUUCCCCUCGAACCAUCCAUCUUUCCAAAAGCAGGAGAAACCCAGAAGUCCAGGAUGGAUCACCUUCCAUAUUUCUCCAUAGAAACUUGGGCGCUUCUGAGUUUAUUCAUUUGCCUUCUGAUGUUAUAUGGCAUCUGGCCUUAUGGAGUCUUCAGGAAGUUGGGUAUUCCAGGCCCCAUGCCUCUUCCUUUCAUAGGUACCACUUUCUGGCUUCGUCAUGGAAGAACCAAUUUUGAUAUAGCCUGUUUUAAAAAAUAUGGUAAAAUUUGGGGGACUUAUGAGGGACGACAGCCGAUGCUGGCCAUAACGGACCCUGAGCUAAUUAAAAUUAUACUGGUAAAAGAGAGUUAUUCCACAUUCCUGAAUCGUGGGAAUUUUUUUCCACGGGGCCAGUUAAAUACAUCCAUUGUGACAGCAGAAGAUGAGCAGUGGAAGAGAAUUCGCACAGUGCUUUCGCCCACUUUCACCAGUGGAAAGCUAAAAGAGAUGCUUCCCAUCAUUCAGAGCUAUGUGAAAAAUUUAUCAGUGCUUUUGCAGAAGAAAGCUGAUCGAGACGAACUGGUGGACGUUAAACAAAUCUUCGGUGCCUACAGCAUGGAUGUGAUCACAAGCACCUCUUUUGGUAUCAACACGGACUCCAUAAACAAUCCCAAAGACCCCUUUGUCCAACAGGUGCAGAAACUGAUGACAAGUAGCUUACUUUCUCCGCUGUUCCUUUUAUCAUAUGUUGCCCCAUGGUUAAAGCCUCUUCUUGAGAAGAUGAACUUAAAUAUAUUUUCCAACGAAUCCAUGGACUUCUUCACAAGAUCCAUAACAAAAUUGAAAGAGAAGAGGGCCCAGAAGGGUGAAAAGGGAAGGGUGGAUUUCUUGCAACUGAUGAUAGACUCUCAAAACUCCCUGACAAGCCACGAGAUGAAUGGUGUGAAUCACACCUAUAAAGGCUUGACUGACAGUGAAAUUCUGUCUCAAGCAAUUGUCUUCAUUUUUGCUGGCUAUGAGACGGUCAGCAGCGCCCUCAGCUACUUGAUGUAUGAACUGGCCGUUCAUCCUGACAUACAGCAAAAACUUCAGGAGGAGAUUGAACAAGUUCUGCCUAACAAGGCUCCAAUCACCUAUGAGGCCCUUAUGCAAAUAGAAUAUCUGGAUAUGGUCCUUAGCGAAACCCUCCGAAUACAUCCAGGCACCACACGACUUCAAAGAGUGUGCAAGAACACCGUCAAAUUAAAUGGAAUCACCAUUCCCAAAGGGAUGGGUAUUACAAUUCCACCUGUCAUCUUGCACUUUGAUCCAGAAUAUUGGCCCGAACCUGAGCAAUUUAGACCUGAAAGAUUCAGCAAAGAGGUCAAAGAAAAGAUCAACCCUUAUACUUACUUAUCUUUUGGAGCUGGUCCCCGGAACUGCAUUGGGAUGAGAUUUGCUUUCCUUACCAUGAAGGCCGCUGUAGCCAGCCUGAUGCAACGGUUCACUUUCCAGCCCUGCAGAGAAACUCAGAUCCCAUUGGUGUUUUCCACAAAAGGGAUCUUCAGAAGGCCUACAAAACCCAUCAUCUUGAAGAUCAUCCACAGAGUCUAAACCAAGGCAGGGAUUCCCCCCCCUCACCCUUAAUGGAGUUUCUAUGCAACUUUGACAACUUAGGACUACACCUUAGAACUGAGACAACUUAGAACUAUGCCACCUUUGGACUGACCUAAGUGUAUUACAUAAAAUUAUCUGC
Messenger RNA from Notechis scutatus (mainland tiger snake), 1789 nucleotides. The record is from RefSeq and is a predicted model, not a curated record. NCBI's taxonomy places the organism in Eukaryota, Metazoa, Chordata, Lepidosauria, Squamata, Elapidae.